AUGGAAUCUCGCCUCCUCGCCCGCACCAACAAAAUCACAAACACCUCCGGCCUCUCCCCCACCCACCUCCAAGCAAACCUCCUCAUCCUCCCCACCGCCCAUGCCCAAUCCUUCCACGACCUCUGCCGCCGCAACCCUGUCACUUGCCCCUUACUCGCCACAACCCCAGCCGGCAAUCCCCACACCCUCCAGCCGUCCAAAAUAAUCCAGUCGACCGACUUCGACAUCCGCACUGACUGUCCUGCGUACCGCGUUUACAAACACGGGAAAUGCAUCGCACAACGCCGCGAUAUUCUCGAUCUCUGGAACGAUGAUUAUGUGGGAUUUCUGAUUGGAUGCUCGUUUUCGUUCGAAGGUGCGUUGGGACGCGCGGGAUUGAAGCCGCGGCAUCAGGAGACGGGGACCGUUGUGCCGAUGUACCGGACGAAUUUGCCGUUGUUGCCUGCGGGUGUUUUUACGGAUGCCACAUGUAUUGUAUCUAUGAGGCCGUAUAGACCUGAGGAUGUUGAGAAGGUGAGGGAGGUUACGAGGCCGUAUUUGUCGACGCAUGGGGAGCCGGUUGCGUGGGGUUGGGAGGGGAUGAAGAGGCUGGGGAUUGAGGAUAUUCAACGGCCAGAUUUUGGGGAGGGGCCUUUCAUUAGGGAGGGUGAGGUUCCUGUUUUCUGGGGCUGUGGCGUUACGCCGCAAAUAGCAGUGGAAUCCGCCGGCGACAAAAUCGACGGCCUUGUUUUUGCCCACGAACCGGGGAACAUGUUGAUAACUGAUCUGACGGACGAGGAUGCCUGUAUUCUGUAA
Messenger RNA from Aspergillus chevalieri, 795 nucleotides. Its product is annotated as DUF1445 domain protein. The transcript has 2 exons. The record is from RefSeq and is a predicted model, not a curated record. Gene Ontology annotation, biological process: glutamate metabolic process. Bases 1 to 795 code for a protein of 264 amino acids. Gene Ontology annotation, molecular function: D-glutamate cyclase activity. Lineage: Eukaryota; Fungi; Ascomycota; Eurotiomycetes; Eurotiales; Aspergillaceae.